Cynara cardunculus var. scolymus (artichoke) is the source of this 1272-nucleotide messenger RNA. RefSeq names its product annexin D5-like. The coding region runs from base 134 to 1084 and encodes 316 amino acids. Lineage: Eukaryota; Viridiplantae; Streptophyta; Magnoliopsida; Asterales; Asteraceae. Gene Ontology annotation, cellular component: cytoplasm. Gene Ontology annotation, molecular function: calcium-dependent phospholipid binding; calcium ion binding. The transcript is spliced from 6 exons. The record is from RefSeq and is a predicted model, not a curated record.
AUAAUAGAAUGGUUUGGUCUUAUCAAAAUUAAAAGCAAAUAUUGCCAUUAUUACACAUACCUGUAACUCAACGAUUAGAGAGAAAACAAGUUUGCAAUUUCAAUCAUCCAGAGAGAGAAGGCUCCUUCCUACAAUGGCUACUUUGACUAUCCCACCAGUCUUGUCAUCGCCUCGUGAUGACGCUAUGCACUUAUACAAGGCUUUCAAGGGACUUGGUUGUGACACUUCAGCUGUUAUCAAUAUUCUUGCCCAUCGUGAUUCAGCACAGCGUGCUCUCAUUGCAAAUGAAUAUAAGGUUAUGUACUCUGAAGACCUGACCAAACGACUCUCUUCAGAGCUUAGUGGAAAUGUCAAGAAAGCAGUCUUACUUUGGAUGCCCGAUCCAGCACGAAGGGAUGCAAUCAUACUGCGAGAUGCUUUAACUACUGACAUUGAUCUAAAAGCUGCUACUGAAGUCAUAUGUUCUCGGACUCCAACCCAGCUGCAACAUCUUAAGCAACUUUACCAUGCCCUUCAUGGUACUUACCUUGAGCAUGCCAUUCAAGCUCAAGCUUCUGGGGACCUUGAACAGUUGCUUCUGGCAUAUUUAAGUACACCUCGUAGUGAAGGGUUUGAAGUUGAUAGAACGAUGGUAGAUCAUGAUGCUAAAGCUCUGUAUAAAGCUGGGGAAAAGAGACUGGGAACCGAUGAGAAGACUUUUAGAGUCAUUUUCAGUGGAAGAAGUCGGGCACACCUUGCUGCUGUCAGUUCUGCAUAUCAUAGUAUGUACGGGAGGGAACUGAAGAAGGUGGUAAAAAGUGAAACAUCGGGAAACUUUGAGCAUGCCCUUGUCACCAUCUUACAAUGUGCUGAGAAUCCUGGGAAGUACUUCGCUAAGGUCCUGCGUAAAGCAAUGAAGGGGAUUGGAACUGCUGAUAAAACGCUGAUAAGAGUAAUCGUUACAAGAACAGAGAUUGAUAUGCAGUACAUUAAGGCCGAGUAUCAUAAGAAGCAUCAUAAAAGUCUGAACGAUGCUGUUCACUCGGAGACAUCUGGCCAUUACCGAACCUUUCUUCUUUCGCUCUUGGGCCCGAAUCAUCACUAGCAAGUGUCUCGAUGUUAUUCCCUUCCCAUCUAGCUUUAGAUCUUCGUGGUGGUAUCAGUGUGUUUGAAUAAUCUGUGCAUUUGAAUUAUUGUGUCUAUUGUAACUCUACGAUUGUGUUGUGUGUAUUUGUUGCCAACUGAAAGAUGUUAUAUAGUAUCAACUAUCAAAUGUAAUGUGCAGUUGUGUAA